GAAAGAUAAGAAGACAUGAUCAUCACUGAGCUCCACAAAGGACCAGGCCGUGUCCCACAUCGUGAGCAGAGGAGAACAAGGACUGAACAUGUCGUUGGACAGACGUGUUUCUCACACUGCGAGGCGGUCAAGCUUUCCUCUCCUCCAGGAGGGAGGAGGCGACAGCUGGGAGGGGUUUCCUGCAGACCCGUCUGCCCCUCCAUACAUGGCUGCAGGACUCCAGUGUUUGGAGCUCAGAGGACCGCAGCAGCAGACCGAGAGAAACCAGAGAUGGAAGGGAGGCGGGGUCUUCUGCUCGGCCUCAUGGUGGCGGUGUGUUUCUACUGCAACGCCGCUGACAAAACAGUCUGCACUCAAGAGGCUGUAGCCGACAUCGUCUUCAUGGUGGACGGGUCGUGGAGCAUCGGCGCUGAAAACUUCCAACAGAUCCGUCAGUUUCUGUCCACGCUGGUCAGCAGCUUCGACGUGGGGCCCGAGCAGGUCCGCAUCGGGCUGGUCCAGUACAGCACCACCCCGCGCAGUGAGUUCCUGCUCAACACCUAUCGGAGCAAAGAGGACAUCCUCCAGUACAUCAGCAGCUUUCCCUACAUGGGCGGCGGCACCCAGACGGGCCUGGGCCUGGACUUCAUGCUGAAGGAGCACUUUGUGGAGAAGGCCGGAAGCCGAGGGGGCCGGAGCGUGCCACAGAUCGCUGUGGUGAUCACCGACGGCAAGUCACAAGACGACGUCGAGUCCCACGCCCAAGACCUGAAGAGAAAGGGGAUCGUUUUGUAUGCGAUUGGUAUCAAAGAUGCGGAUGAAGACCAGUUGAUGGAGAUGGCCACGCAGCCUCACAGCCAGCACGUGUACAGCGUGUCUGACUUUGCAGCGCUGCAGGAGAUCUCUCAGAACAUCGUGCAGACGCUCCGCACCACGGUAGAGGAGGUCAAACGGCAACUCCUGCAACUGUCUCAAGAAUGUGCCAAAGCCACCGUGGCCGACAUCGUCUUCCUGGUGGACGGCUCCUCCAGCAUCGGAAUCGGUAACUUUCAGGAGAUCCGGCAGUUCCUCCGCAGCGUAGUCAACGGUCUGGACAUCGGACCCGACAAGGUUCGCAUCGGCUUGGCUCAGUACAGCGAUGAAGCCACCACCGAGUUCCUGCUGAAGGAUCACAUGGACAAGACGUCCCUGCUGGCUGCAGUGGACGCUCUUUCCUACCAGACCGGAGGCACGGAAACGGGCGAAGCCAUCACGUACCUCCAAGAGAACUAUUUCACAGAGGAGGCGGGGAGCCGAGCGAACCGACGGGUGCCUCAGAUUGCCGUGGUCAUCACGGACGGAGACUCCACGGACGAUGUGAUGGCGCCCGCCAAGAGCCUGCGGCAGCACGGGGUCAUCGUAUUCGGCAUCGGGGUGGGAGAAGCCAACCGGAAGGAGCUGGAGUCCAUUGCUAACCGGCCUCCAGAUCGCUUCCUGUCCUCCAUCGCGAACUACCAGGCUCUGAAGAUGCUGAAGGACCGUCUGCUGCACACUGUGUGCAUCUCUGUGGAGGACCAGAGGCAAGCCUUGGAGGAGCGGUUUGCAGACAUCUUCUUCCUGGUGGACAGUGGCAUGUCUCCGGCAGACUUCCAGCAGGUCAGGGCCCUCCUCACCCGACUGGUCAAUCAGAUGAACAUCGGAGCCUCCGCCUACCGUCUUGGCUUGGCCCAGUACGGUCCAGAUAUCAGGGUUGAAUUUCUUCUCAGUGCCAUCCAAACCAAAGAGGACACUCAGACCGCGGUCAAGCGUUUCCGCCAGCGCAGACUGCAGCCCGGCGAGCCUCGUAAACUGGGCAGCGCGUUGGAGUUUGCCAGCACAAACUUUUUCACCAGUGAGGCGGGGAGCCGGGCAGCCCAGGGCUACCGGCAGUUCCUCGUCGUUAUAAGUGGAAAAGACUCGGACGAUCCCAUGUAUAAGGAGUCCCGUCUGAUCAAGUCCUCCGGAGUCACCGUGGUGGGCAUGAGCCUCGGUGCGUCCAUGCAGGAGAUGCGCGUCGUUGCCACUGCGCCGCACACCUACCAGUCCAUCGCCACUGUACCCGCUCUCAGGGCCAUCUUUGAAAGAGAGGAGAUGGAGACCAUCCUCACUGGAGAUUGCAAAGCAGCCAAAGUGGCCGACAUCGUGUUCAUCGUCGAUGAGUCUGGAAGCAUCGGGACCCCCAACUUCCAGCUGGUGCGGACUUUCCUCCACUCGGUUGUGAACGGCCUGGAAGUCAGUCCCUCUCGAGUCCGAGUGGGCAUCGUCACGUACAACGAGAAGUCCACAGCGCAGGUCUACCUCAACACCUUCAACGACAAGAAGGAGCUGCUGAAGUUCAUCAAGAUUCUGCCUUAUCGUGGCGGCGGUACGAACACUGGGAAGGCCCUCGAGUUUGCCCUGAAAGAGGUUUUCAUCGCGCAGAGAGGGAGCAGGCGAGCAAAGGGUGUCCAGCAGGUGGCGGUGGUGAUCACAGACGGUGAAUCCCAAGACAACGUGAGCACAGCAGCAGCUAACCUUCGAAGAGAUGGAAUCACGGUUUACGCAGUCGGGGUCAAAGAUGCCAACGACGCCCAGCUGGUGGAGAUGGCGUCUCAUCCGCCCCAUAAGCACAAGUUCAUCGUGGAUAGUUUUGCCAAACUGAAAUCACUCGAGCAGAGCUUGCAGAAAAUGCUGUGCCAUAACAUCCUUCGGAAAGCGGUCUCACUCAGUACAAGAAGAACCGGCAUCAAAGAAGGCUGUGUACAAAUGGACGAGGCGGACAUCUUCUUCCUGAUUGAUCACUCGGGGAGUAUUUACCCCAAAGACUUUAAAGACAUGAAGAUGUUCAUUACUGAGUUCCUACAUACCUUCCGUAUUGGGUCACAACAUGUCCGCAUGGGGGUUGUAAAAUACGCAGAUUCGCCAGAUUUAGAAUUUGAUCUGACGGAGUACACCGAUGCAAAGACUUUGGAGAAGGCUGUCGAGGGCAUUAGACAGAUAGGAGGUGGGACCGAGACCGGAAGAGCUCUCGAGUUCAUGGGCCCGCACUUUGCUAGAGCCAUGGUAACUCGUGGUCACAAGGUCCCGGAGUACCUAGUGGUCAUCACUGAUGGCAAAUCCUCCGAUGAGGUCAAGGUUCCCGCAGAGAAACUGAGGGCGCAGGGCGUCAUCGUCUACGCCAUCGGGGUGAAGAAUGCCGAUGCUGUUGAGUUGGGAGAGAUCUCCGGUGACCCCAAGAGGACUUUCUUUGUCAAUAACUUUGAUGCUUUGAGGCCCAUCAAGGACGACAUCAUCACAGACAUCUGUUCUCAAGACGCUUGCAAAGACACACCGGGCGACCUCCUUUUCUUGAUUGACAGUUCUGGGAGCAUCUUUCCACAAGACUACCAGAAAAUGAAAGACUUCAUGAAAUCUGUCAUGGGCAAGUCCCUCAUUGGGCAGAACCAGGUCCACGUCGGUGUCAUGCAGUUCAGCACCGUCCAACAACUGGCCUUCCCCCUCAACCUCUACUACAGCAAGGAAGACAUGUCCAAGGCCAUUGAUGACAUGCAGCAGGUUGGUGGAGGCACGCUCACAGGUGGAGCCAUUACUGACGUGUCACAGUACUUUGAUGCAUCCAAAGGAGGGCGUCCUGGCAUGAGGCAGAGGCUGGUUGUGAUAACAGACGGGGAGGCCCAAGACCAGGUCAAAGGCCCAGCCGAGGAUCUGAGGGCCAAGGGAGUGUUGGUCUAUGCCAUCGGAGUGGUGGACGCCAACACCACCCAACUCCUGGAGAUCAGCGGCUCACCAGACAGGACGUAUGUUGAGAGGAACUUUGAUGCUCUGAAGGACUUGGAGAGCCAGGUGGCCAUGGAGCUCUGUGACCCAGAGAGAGAGUGUAAGAAGACUGAACGAGCUGACAUCAUUUUCCUGGUUGACGGCUCUACGAGCAUAACCCUGAGCAAAUUCAGAAGCAUGCAGAAGUUCAUGGGGUCAAUGGUGAACCAGACCACCGUGGGCAAGGACCUGACUCGCUUCGGGGUCAUUCUUUACUCCAACGAGCCCAAAUCGGUUUUCACUCUGAAAACGUACAACUCCAAACGAGAGGUUCUUAAGGCCAUUUCCGCACUGAAGUCCCCGUAUGGAGACACCUACACCGGCAGGGCGUUGGCAUACUCUCUAGAGUUCUUCAGCGAUGCUCAUGGUGGCCGGGCGGCUCUUCAGGUGCCACAGAUUCUUGUGGUGAUCACAGACGGUGAUGCUACUGACCGGAACAGUCUGCUCCCUCCAUCCGUGGCGCUGCAGGACAAAGGGAUCAGUGUCUUCAGUAUCGGAGUGGAAGGAGCCAACCGGACACAGCUGGAGAUCAUGUCUGGUCACGACACGUCCAGAGUUUUCUACGUGGAUAACUUUGAUGCCCUGGAAACGCUGUACACCAAUAUUUCUCAUGUCCUCUGCAAUUCCACCAAACCAGUUUGUGAGAAGCAGCAGGCGGACCUGGUCUUCCUCAUCGACCAGUCUGGCAGCAUCGGCCCAAAUGACUACGACACCAUGAAGCAGUUCACCACCAGCCUGGUGAACAGCUUCAAAGUCAGUGAGACCUUGGUGCGGGUAGGACUCGCCCAGUUCAGCAGCACUUUCCAGAAAGAGUUUUACCUCAACGAGUUUUACAGCGAGCCGGUCGUGACUAAGCACAUCGUGGACAUGGAGCAGCUGGGAGGAGGCACCAACAUCGGCCUGGCCCUGGAUUCCAUCAGGGAAUAUUUUGAGGCAUCGCGGGGCAGCCGGAGAUCCGAAGGGAUCUCACAGAAUCUGGUGCUGAUCACAGACGGAGAGUCGCAGGAUGACGUGGAGGAGGCGGCGGACCGUCUCAGGGCUCUGGGGAUCGAGGUGUUUGCCAUCGGCAUCGGACACGUCCACGACCUGGAGCUGCUGCAGAUCACGGGCAUGGCGGAGAGGUUGUUCACUGUGCACAACUUCGGCGGCCUGGAAAAGAUCAAACAGAAGGUGGUCGAUACAAUCUGCAAAUCUAAACCCAUCAAAGACUCCAGUGCCUGCAGCAUCGACGUCGCCAUCGGAUUCGACAUCUCUCGUGAAAACAGAGCUCCUGGCGAGAUGCUGGUCAGCGGCCACGCCAAGCUGGAGGCCUUCCUGCCCGAGGUCGCCCGCUACGUCUCUUCAGUUCCAGGUCUGUGCUGCGUCGGUCCGGAACCCGUGAAGACCAACAUCGCCUACAAAGUGGUGGCACGAGACGGACGCUCCCUCUACGACUUCAACUUUGAACCGCACAGCAAAGACGUGGUGAAUAAGGUCAUGACCUCGAACAUGGCAGAGCCCACUUACUUCAACGCUGACCUGCUGAAGGCCUUCAGGAAGACCUUCAGCACCCAGUCCCACGCUGGCGUGAAGGUUCUGGUGAUCUUCUCAGACGGACUGGAUGAGGACGUGAUGGCACUGGAGCAGGAAGCAGAGCUCCUGCGGCAGUCUGGGGUCAGCGCUCUGCUGACGGUGGCCCUGGAAGGGGCCCGAGACCCAGCCCAGCUGCAGAUGGUGGAGUUUGGACGAGGAUUCGGCUACAAGCUCCCGCUCAGCAUCGGCAUGGGCAGCGUGGGCAGCAGCCUGCUGCAGCAGAUCGACGCCGUGGCGGACCGUGAGUGCUGUAACGUCGUGUGCAAAUGUUCCGGCCCUGAAGGCACCCGGGGCUCCCGGGGGCCCCCGGGGUCAAAGGGCCCUCCUGGACACAAAGGAGUCCCCGGGUUCCCCGGAGACGAGGGCGGCGCUGGGGAGCGUGGUGGUCCUGGACCGUCUGGACCUCAGGGGGUCCAGGGUUGUUCUGGGCUCAGAGGACCGAAGGGCUAUCGAGGUCUCCGUGGUAACAGGGGAGAACAAGGAGAGGACGGGCUAGACGGGAUCGACGGAGAACGGGGGCGGACUGGAACAGAUGGAGGUCGAGGACCAAGAGGAGACCCAGGAAACCCAGGCAUCCCGGGGAUCCGAGGGGAGGCGGGUCUGGCAGGACAGCGAGGACUCCGAGGAGAUCCGGGGGAACCGGGGGCUGAUGACACCAGACCAGGAGCCAAAGGAGACCCGGGGAACGCAGGUCUACCGGGAACACCAGGACAGGACGGGCGUCCAGGGGAAGGAGGACUCCUCGGAAACCCGGGUCCAGAUGGAAGAAGAGGAGCCCUCGGUGGGAAGGGGGCACCUGGAGAACCAGGAGUUCUAGGACUCCAGGGCAGCCCCGGUGCUUCAGGUCCUCAGGGUACCAGUGGGCUGAGAGGUCAACCUGGGCCAAGAGGGGUCACUGGACUCCCUGGACCUCAGGGAGGACCAGGAUCAAGUGGAGCUCCAGGAUCAGCCGGAAGAUGUGGAGCUAAUGGACAAAAGGGCCAACCAGGGGAUCCAGGUGAUAAAGGUGUUCCAGGAUCAAAGGGACCCAGAGGAAUGGCGGGUGAGGACGGAAAGGACGGCCAUGGAGCUGCAGGACUUCAGGGAGUUCGGGGAGAUCCUGGUUUCCCUGGAUACCCGGGUCUACUGGGGGAAAACGGCCUGCAGGGACCGACUGGACAACCGGGACGCAAAGGGAACCGAGGCCGAGGCGGAAACUCAGGCCGGCCGGGAGAAUCGGGCGUGUCAGGAGAACCCGGAUAUCGAGGUCACAGGGGUCCCAGAGGUCUUCCUGGAGGAAAAGGCAUGACUGAGUGUCAGCUGAUCACCUCCAUCAGAGACAACUGUGCGUGUUCCCCCGGUCCGUCCGAGUGCCCGGCCUUCCCCACCGAGCUGGUGCUGGGUCUGGACAUGUCGGAGGACGUGACCCCGGCGGCCUUCGAGCGGCAGCGCUCCGUCCUGCUGUCGCUGCUGGAGAGCAUCUCCGUGUCCGAGAGCAACUGCCCGACGGGCGCCCGUGUGGCGGUCGUGGGCUACAGCGCCGACACCAAGUACCUGAUCCGCUUCCAGGACUACCACCGCAAGACUCAGCUGAUGGAGUCUGUGAGGAACAUCGCCCUGGAGAGGACGUCCAACCGGCGCCAGCUGGGCGCCGCCAUGCGCUUUGUGGGUCAGAACGUCUUCAAGCGGGUCCGAGCAGGAAUGAUGAUGAGGAAGGUGGCCGUCUUCCUCUCCAACGGGCCGUCGGCGGAUGUCGGCGACAUCGUCACCGCCGUGAUGGAGUACCGGGCCGUCGGCAUCGUGCCAGCGGUCAUCUCUCUGAGGAACGCUCCGGCUGUGGGUCGGGCCAUGGAGGUCGACGACUCGGGAAGCUCCAUCUUCAGCGUUCUGGGCAAAGACAUGGCGGCGGACCUGGAGAAGGUCAAGACGUGUGCAAUCUGCUACGACCCCUGCCGGCGCUCGGCGCAGUGCGGCUUCAUCCAGGACCCGGUGCGGCCUCAGGAGGUCGACAUGGACCUGGUCUUGGUGGUGGACGGCUCCAGGGAGGUACAGGCCGACGAGUACGCCGGCGUGCAGCAGCUGCUCGGCUCGGUGGUGGAGCAGCUGGUCGUGAGCCCGCAGCCCCGCAAGGCCGGUAACCAGGCCCGGGUGGCCCUGGUCCAACUGGGCGCCCAGGAUACCACGGUCGGGUUUGGCCUCGGGACCUACCAGACCAACGCCCUGAUGAGGAAGCACCUGAUCCGGAACAUGACGCAGCAGGGAGGCUCCUCGGCGCUGGGCCGGACGCUGGAGUUCACCCUGAAGGAGGUGCUGCUGAAGGCCGGCCAGCCGCGCAGGAGGCGGGUGCUGCUGGCCGUGGUGGGAACCCCGACGGCCCGCGAGGACCGAGCCAAGCUGCGCUACAUUUCCAAGAAGGCCAAGUGUGAGGGGGUGGCGCUGUUCGUGGUGACGGUCGGAGAUCGCUACGACCGGUCGCAGGUGGAGGAUCUGGUCAGUCUGCCGGUCCACCAGCACCUGAUCCACAUCGGGAGUCUGAAGACUGGCGAGCAGCUCUACGCACAGCGCUUCUUCAGGGUCUUCCUCUCCGCCCUCAGCAAGGGAAUGAACUCGUAUCCUCCUGCGUCCUCCAAACGGACAUGUGACCAGCUGACGGGACAAACCGGAGGACAGACGUCCAUCAACGGUCAGGGGACGGCAGUGGUGGACUGGAAAGAGUUCAAGGAGGAGGAGGAAGAGGAGAGCUUCCAGGAACAGACCAGAGGACAGACUCAGACCGGCCAGCUGGACAUCGUCCACAGUCUGACUGGCGGAGACGGACAGAGACUCAUCGCUAACGAUCAAAACCUGUUGCCGAGUCCUGAGCUGGCCAGCUUCUUCUCCAAAGAGCGCUGUCUCCUCAGCCAGGACCAGGGCGGCUGCCAGAACUACACCAUGAUGUGGUUCUUCGACAGCCAGCAGGAGGCGUGCUCUCGCUUCUGGUUCGGCGGCUGCGGCGGCAACGAGAACCGCUUCAAGACGCAGGACGAGUGCGAGAACCUGUGCGUGGCGAAGAGCCGAUGAGGUGUCCGGACGGGCUCUCUAGUUUCACAAGGCUUCCCGUGUGUUCGAUUCCCUCAGAAGUCGCUGUCUUAACCUUUGACCUCUAGCAGCAGAACACUGUACUGACUUCACUGUAGCUGUUUUUAUGUCUUGGUACCCCUGGUCUACCUAGAGGACCCCUGGUCUAACUAGAGGAUCUUGAACUCUAAAAGCUUUUCAUGAAGAUCUGAAACGUUGUGACCUUUUAUUGAAUCGUUUCACUCCAGAUGUGUUUGUUUAUUUUAUGACAUCACAAAGAAUAAAGAUAUGUCCUGAGUUUGAAUAAAGCCAUUUUAAUGUGAUCAUAAACAGAA
Molecule: messenger RNA, 8735 nt
Organism: Pseudoliparis swirei
Lineage: Eukaryota; Metazoa; Chordata; Actinopteri; Perciformes; Liparidae
Gene: col6a4a
Product: collagen, type VI, alpha 4a
Exons: 41
Coding region: 16-8403 (2795 amino acids)
Molecular function (GO): serine-type endopeptidase inhibitor activity
Source: RefSeq, a predicted model, not a curated record